Molecule: messenger RNA, 688 nt
Organism: Culex quinquefasciatus (southern house mosquito)
Lineage: Eukaryota; Metazoa; Arthropoda; Insecta; Diptera; Culicidae
Exons: 2
Coding region: 95-688 (197 amino acids)
Source: RefSeq, a predicted model, not a curated record
GAGCGAGGGAGUUAAUUCGCUCCUGUCAUAUUCCAAUUUCUAUCACUGAUUCAUCAUCUUCCAGUAUGAACGAGAAUUCGUACCUUCGGCAAGCAUGGACACCGAAGGGGGUUGGCGAGUGAUCGAGCAUCCCAUCAUUAGCUACAACGGGCUUAGUGAGAAUGAGCCGAGUGUUUAUUUGUCCUUUCCUAAAUUGGAACGACUGUCCAGUGAAGUUGUUGGUUCGGAUUUUCUGAACAACGACGAAGAGUUUCGCAUAAAAGUGUUGGACGCACAGGACGAAGGAAGAACUGCUUUGCAACGAGCUUACGAUAGCAUUCCAGAAUCGUCGUCUUCGUACAUCACUACGAGUCAGGAAGAACCGUUGGAGUUUCUGUCUCCACUCAGGCUCGUGCAACCUCCACCGGCAUUCAAGGAAGAAUCGCCAAAAUCCCAACAGUUUCCCUCCUUCUCGUCAGGUGAUAUCAAAUCCUUUUCGAAACCUCGUAAGCUCUACCCCGAACGAUUCCCAACGUUCUACGACAGCGUCCCCGAAAUGAGAAACGUGAAAAAUUUCCAGCAAUAUCUAGCUCAAUCCGACGACGAGUACGAGUACAUUGCUGUCCCAAAGGGUCCUACCACAAGCUUCCCAAGAUCGUGGAAGAAAAACCCCAACUGUACGAAAUUGACAAGAACGCCCGUCCGGUGA